GACGUUUAAUAGACCUUGAAAACGCUAUAACUCUUAUUCUGAUCUGAAACUUCGAGUUAGAGUUACUGCAACUAAAAGCAAAAUUGGUUUAUUUACUUCGAUUUGGUUGACUGUGGCAUUCGCUUGUGUGAAGUAUUGAAUUUGUAAUACAAUGAUCAGGGCAGUAGUAAUUUUGUUGGUGAGUUUGAUAAGAUGCCUUUUGAGUAUAACAAGACCUUUCUCGGAGAUGAUAUUAUCAUUUUUCUACUUUGUUUUUAUGGAGAAAACAAAACCCUUACCACCAAUAGACAAUAGUAUUUUGCUUCUAUCAGCUACAAAUUUGGCCAAGAAAAUCAGGAACAGACAGCUUAAAUGUGAAGACGUAGUAUGUGCAUACGUAGACAGAGCAAAGGCUGUACAACCCUUUAUUAAUGCUGUAACAGAUGCACGUUAUGAAGAGGCGAUGGAAGAUGCCAGAAAAAUCGAUCGUUUCCUAGCACGAGGUGAAAAGACCCCAGAACAAAUUGAGAAGGACACCCCACUAUUGGGGGUACCUUUUACUUGCAAAGAAGUAGUAGGGGUAAAAGGUUUGCGCCAAACAGCUGGAUUAUACAAAGAUAAAGAUAGAACUGCAGAGAAUGACGGUGAUGCACCAGCUUUAUACAGGAAUGCUGGCGCUAUACCUGUGACUGUAACUAAUAUUCCAGAAUUGUGCCUGUGGUGGGAUACAUCAAGCAUUCCGUUUGGAAAAACUAAGAAUCCAUAUGAUAACAGAAAGAUACCUGGUGGCAGUUCAGGUGGUGAGGGAACACUCAUUACAUCAGCUGGAGCAGUGAUUGGUAUUGGUACAGAUCUUGGUGGAAGUAUAAGAAUACCUUCAGCCUUCAACAGUAUCUAUGGACAUAAACCUUCAUGCGGUAUUGUGUCAAAUCGGGGCUAUUAUCCUUGGAUUGAACCAGAAAAGAUGCCGUUUGACUACAUCAAUACUACAGGUCCCAUGUGCAGAUAUCCCGAAGAUUUAACUCUCUUGAUGAAAGUUUUAUCGGACAACAAUCCCAAACUACAGUUGAAAAGUCAGGUUGAUUUCAAGGAAGUGAAAAUAUACUUCAUAGAAGAAUUUCCAGGCAUUCCAGCUGAGCCAGUUUUAAAGAAAGCUAUAUCGAAAGCAACAAAACAUUUUGAAGAACAAUAUGGUGUAAAGGCACUUCCUCUAAAACUGAAAGAGUUAAAGUACGGUUUUGACUUACUUGAAGCAAAAUUUCUAGAAACGGGCCUCCCACCUUUUAAACUUGUACUAGCUGACGAGCAAGGUAAAGUCAACGUGGGGUUAGAACUUUUGAAAAGUAUAUUAGGAAUGUCCAACCAUACUUUACCAUGUGUUUAUUACUCAAUAACUGAAAAACGUGAUAAAGACCAGCACUACUAUGACUGUUUAAAGCAAGUUGACUCACUCAAACAAAAAUUCAAGGAUAUUUUUAAAGAGGAUGCCAUACUUUUAGUACCAACUCACCCUGAACCACCGCCAUUUACCAUUUUGGACAUACCAAAAUUUCGAAAUGUCAUAUAUACUGCUGUGUUCAAUUUGGUAGGACUGCCAUCAACAAACAUACCUGCAGGUUUGCAUGAUGGCGUUCCAUUUGGUGUACAAGCAGUUAGCGGUCACUGCAAAGAUCACAUAACAAUAGCUGCAGCUCUUGAGUUGCAUAAAUUAUUUGGAGGCUGGAAAAGCCCUUGUUCGAUCGAUGUGAAAUGAAGAAAGUGAAUAAAAAAACCAGUAUAAUGUACGUUUCAUGAA
Parasteatoda tepidariorum (common house spider) is the source of this 1774-nucleotide messenger RNA. Its product is annotated as fatty-acid amide hydrolase 2-A. The record is from RefSeq and is a predicted model, not a curated record. Lineage: Eukaryota; Metazoa; Arthropoda; Arachnida; Araneae; Theridiidae. Gene Ontology annotation, cellular component: endomembrane system.